Messenger RNA from Egretta garzetta (little egret), 892 nucleotides. RefSeq names its product heat shock protein family B (small) member 7 (gene HSPB7). The transcript has 3 exons. Lineage: Eukaryota; Metazoa; Chordata; Aves; Pelecaniformes; Ardeidae. The record is from RefSeq and is a predicted model, not a curated record. Gene Ontology annotation, cellular component: cytoplasm; nucleus. Bases 324 to 770 code for a protein of 148 amino acids. Gene Ontology annotation, biological process: heart development.
UUUUAAUGAGUAUUUUAACUAAUUAUCAUUAUUAUUCCUUAAUAAUAGGCAGGAACGCUGGCAUCACAUUCCAUGGCGCUGGGGCGGGGGACGGAGAGGGGAAAAAUUUCCACCGUCUCAGGCGCAAGACCUAAAUUUAGCCCGUUUUUACGAGAGGUCUGGCAGGCGGCCGGGAGCCUUAACGAGGCUUUAAAAAGCUCGUCAAGCUGCCCCCCCUGAAAUAACUGGUCCCGCUUCGCUGGGAGGAGGACGAGGAAGGGGGCUUCACUCUUCCUCCCCAGCAGGAGCUGGGGGUCAGAGGUUGAGGGGGGGACCCGCGGUGGAUGAACGUGAAAUCCUCAUCUGCUUUCCGAUCGGAGCGCAGCUUUCACCAGUCGGCAUCGCCUGCCGGCACCAUGGAGCUUUUCGGGAGCUUCGUCCGGCCCCGCGGUGAAACCUUGGGGUUCCCGGCUCAGCCCGGCAACACCGGCACGGUGAAGACCUUGGGCAACACCUAUCAGUUCACGGUGGAUGUCAGCGACUUCGCCCCUGAGGACAUCAUCGUCACCACAUCCAACAACCAGAUCGAGGUGCACGCUGAGAAGCUGGCUGCGGACGGCACCGUCAUGAACACCUUCACCCACAAAUGCCAACUGCCUGAAGAUGUGGACCCCACGUCAGUGUCGUCCUCGCUGGGGGACGAUGGUACGUUGACCAUCCGGGCUCAGCGACAGCCCGCCAAGCAUGCCGACCACGUCCAGCAAACCUUCCGGACUGAGAUCAAGAUCUGAGGGGUCAGGGAUCCCUUUCCCCUGCCCCCUCUUCUCCUCCUCACUAAUUAUUUGGGUAAUUUGGGAAGGAGGUGGGACACGGGGUAGGGGACGGGAAUGCUUGCCCACGGGGUCAGACCCAU